UUGGGUUCAAGUCCUUCCCAAAAUUAUCGAGGGAAUAAAUAAAGCAAAAAGCAGAGUACAUGGUAUGCGACCUAUAGACGUAAAUUUUGAUAAUGCUCAAGAUGUAUGGGAAAUGAUAUAUGGUGACGUAUUUUCAAAUAAAAGGAUGAGACCCAAGUUAAAGAAAGGAGAUUAUAUCAGAAUGAGCGUAGGGAAAGGAGUAUUCGAAAAGGGAUACAUCCCAAACUGGGGAGAUGAAAUAUUGCAAAUUGAAAGAGUUAAAGAUAAUGUUGAUCCCAUUCGCUAUAAAGUCCAAGAUGAAAAGGGUGAAAAGUUUAAAGGAUCAUUCUAUAAAGAGGAAUUAGCUCGCGUUCGUAAGGAUGCUGAUACUGAAUAUAGAAUUGAAAAAGUUGUGAAAAAGAAAAAGAGACCAGAUGGAACAUAUGAUCUUUUAGUAAAGUUUAUGGGAUAUCCUGAAAGAGAGUGGAUUCAUGAGACGCAGUUAGUAUAA
Molecule: messenger RNA, 490 nt
Organism: Meloidogyne enterolobii
Lineage: Eukaryota; Metazoa; Nematoda; Chromadorea; Rhabditida; Meloidogynidae
Source: the annotation of a GenBank genome assembly